AUGCGAGGCAGGAGCGUGUUCGCCGGCGCGGCGCUAGCGGUGGCGCUGGGCAGCCCGUUGUGCGCAGGCGCACCCAAGAUCGACAUCCGGAUCAUUCCUCGCCCGCGUCCGGAGCCAGAGGUGCCGCCAGUGCUGCUACCGAUCCCGUCGCGCGACCCACUUCCCGCAUUCCAAGGCAAGUUCACGCUGCCCCGAAAGAGACCAUUUGUCAAGGAGCUGGAGUCAUUGCCGUGCGUCCAUGAGGAGCGCGAGAUGCAGAAGGGCAAAGCGUAUACGCUGGACCUGUGCCACCUAGCCAACGUGACGAUCGUGGCGAAGUUCGACAAAAAGGUCGAGGAGGAGGUUGAAGUGGAGGUGGAAAUGACUGAGGGCGCAUCAGAAGUCACCAACACGGCGGAAGGUGAUGCGAACCCGGAGUCUCAGGAGGAGGAAGAAUCGAAAAUCCCCACGAUUCUAGGUAUUUUCCGCGGCUGGCACAUCGAUCCUAUCACGCUGAAGUACAAGUACAUGAUCUAUGACGACGGAGACGAAUGCAAGGAUAACGAUCGCUAUUCCAUGACUGUGGAGCUAAUUCCCUCCAGCAACCCGGAAUCGAACACGAAGCUGUUCGGUCUGAAGAAGACAGGCAUGUGCACGUUCAGGGCGUCACUGCUCACGUAUGUUCCGGAAGAAGAUCGCGUUGCAGCGGAGGGAAUUCAUACGCCGGGUGUUGUGGACAUCAGUGACGCAGAAUCCUCAUUGCCAGUGAUCUGCGGUAAGAUGAAGUGCCGCUAUGGGGACAUCUCGAAACGUGUGCGGGAUUUAUCGGAUCAGAUCCGAGGAGUUCAGGCUACAAUGACGGCCGGGACCUCUGACGAGAGCACGCUUUUUACCAACAUGACUCUAGAGGCAUCGAAGAACACCCUAGAGUCUGCCACGCAAAUCUUAGAGAAAUCGCUGGAACUCUUCCGCGACAUUGAGGACUUGCAGCGAUCUUUGACGAACGACUUCCUCGGACGCGAAGAGGUCGCGAAGAAGGAGAUUGCGGCGCAAGAAGCCGAAGACGAAAAGAGGGAGGAGGAGGAGGAGGAGGAGGAGGAGGAGGAGGAGGAGGAGGAGGAGGAGGAGGAAAAGGAGACGCAGCAGGAAGAGGAGGAAACCGACAAUGAUGUCAUUGCCGCUGCUACUGAGCAAGAAGCGGAGAGCUGA
Messenger RNA from Phytophthora sojae, 1188 nucleotides. RefSeq lists its product as hypothetical. The transcript is spliced from 5 exons. The record is from RefSeq and is a predicted model, not a curated record. NCBI's taxonomy places the organism in Eukaryota, Oomycota, Peronosporomycetes, Peronosporales, Peronosporaceae. The coding region runs from base 1 to 1188 and encodes 395 amino acids.